Messenger RNA from Penicillium oxalicum, 2004 nucleotides. Its product is annotated as S53 family peptidase. The coding region runs from base 1 to 2004 and encodes 667 amino acids. The transcript has 7 exons. Gene Ontology annotation, biological process: proteolysis. Lineage: Eukaryota; Fungi; Ascomycota; Eurotiomycetes; Eurotiales; Aspergillaceae. The record is from RefSeq and is a predicted model, not a curated record. Gene Ontology annotation, molecular function: tripeptidyl-peptidase activity; serine-type endopeptidase activity.
AUGUUGCUGCGACAGGUGUAUCUUGCAUUGGCAAUUGCCACCCUCUCCGAGGCCGUACCGGCGCCUAUCAAGCAUGUCUUGCACGAAAAGCGAGACCAGGCUGCCCGUGACUGGGUCAAGGGCAGUCGUGUCGAGAGGGAUUCCGUGUUACCCGUUCGCAUUGGACUCUCCCAGAACAACUUGGACAAGGGUUAUGACUACUUGAUGGAAGUGUCCCACCCAAGCUCCGAGAAGUAUGGUAAGUACUGGACGGCCGAAGAGGUCCACGAUGCCUUUGCUCCAUCGGCAGAGGCCGUCGACGCUGUCCGAGAUUGGCUCCACGCUGCUGGAAUUGAUCGGUCCCGCAUCGUCCACUCCGACAACAAGGGCUGGCUCGCAUUCGAUGCCUAUGCCCACGAGGCGGAGAAGCUCUUUAUGACGGAGUUCUAUGAGCACAACCACAUGAGCAGUGAGAGCACCAAGAUUGGUUGUGACCAAUACCAUCUGCCUGAGCAUCUUCGGGAUCACGUCGAUUAUGUCACUCCGGGGGUCAAGCUCACUCCGGUGCUGAAGAAACAUCAGAAGGCUAAGCGGGCUUCCCAGUUGGGCAAAUCCAAGCCCAAUGCGGCUUCAAUCGCAUCCGAGGCCCACGAUGUCCAGAUCUCGGACAAGGCAAAGAAUCUCCCUCCGAACCUGCAGAGUUGCGGACAAAACAUGACUCCUGCUUGCAUCAAAGCACUCUACAAGAUCCCCGAUGCGAGCAAGGCCAACAAGCAGAACUCCUUGGGUCUAUAUGAGCAGGGUGACUACUUUGCCAAGGCCGACCUGGAUCUGUUCUACAAGCAGUAUGCUCCGUGGGUGCCUCAGGGUACCUACCCCAUCCCUGCAUUGAUUGACGGAGCCAACUUCUCGGUGCCUCCUAGUAGCUCACUCAAUGCGGGAGAGUCGGACAUUGAUAUUGACUUGGCUACUGCCCUCAUCUAUCCUCAGACUGUCACUCUCUACCAAGUCGACGACCAGCUCUAUGAGCCGGAGGAGGUUGCUACCACCAACCUGUUCAACACUUUCCUGGAUGCGCUCGAUGGCUCAUACUGCACCUACAGCGCAUAUGGAGAAACCGGCAACGACCCCAAAAUUGAUCCAGUCUACCCCGACAACCGGCCAGGUGGUUAUAAGGGCAAACUGCAAUGCGGUGUUUACAAGCCCACAAACGUCAUCAGUGCUUCCUAUGGUCAGGCUGAGGCUGACCUGCCCCCCAACUACACCAAGCGUCAAUGCAAUGAAUUCAUGAAACUCGGCCUGCAGGGUCACUCCAUCCUCUUUGCUUCUGGUGACUACGGUGUCGCCUCCUUUGCCGGAGACGGCAGUGCCAAUGGCUGCUUGGGUCCCGAGCAAAAGAUCUUCAAUCCGCAGUAUCCAUCAAACUGCCCUUACGUGACCUCUGUGGGCGGUACCAUGUUGUAUCCCGACCAGUCCGUUGACGACGCCGAGAGCGUGAUGCACGUCAAUCUUGGUGGCACCGCAACCAACUUUAGCAGUUCGGGCGGAUUCUCCAACUACUUCCCCCAACCGGAGUACCAGAAGCGCACGAUUGAGAAGUAUUUCAAGAAGUCCAAGUUGGACUACCCCUACUAUUCUGAGUUCGAGGUCGAUCUCAACACCACCAAGGGACUGUACAACCGUAUCGGUCGUGCCUAUCCCGACGUUGCGGCCAACGGCGCUCGAUUUCCCGCUUAUACUAAUGGGGCCGCCCUCCACUACUAUGGCGCCAGUCUUGCCUCGCCCCUGUUCGCUUCGGUUCUCAACCUGAUCAACGAGGAGCGUCUUGCGAUUGGCAAGGGUCCAGUCGGUUUCGUCAACCCAGUUCUGUAUGAGCAUCCUCAUGUUCUCCACGACAUCAAGAACGGGACCAACGCGGGGUGUGGCACCUACGGAUUUGCCGCCAUCGAAGGCUGGGACCCCGCCACUGGACUCGGAACCCCAGACUAUCCCAAGAUGAAGAAGCUGUUCUUGUCUCUGCCUUAG